AUGGCCAGUGUUCCGAAUAUUGCAGGACUGACAAAUCGGAAUUUAUUCCGCAUCGGUUUUCAAGAACCUUACAAAGAAGUAGCAGUGAGAGAUGAGACGACAACAAAUAUACGCAGUUUCAUAUUCAGCCCUAAGGGGACAUAUGUAGCUUACAGGACAGAUAAAAAAGCUGAGAUUCUGAAAUGUGCUGACUGGUCUGUAGCUGCUUUGAUAGAGGGAAAUUAUAAAGAAAUGUUUUUCUCACCACUGGACAACUAUUUCAUAGUUUGGGAAAUGUUUGCUAUGACUAAAGAAAAUCCACAGGGCAAGCCAAACCUGCAUGUCUUCAAAUCAUCUGAUGGUUCAAAGGUUGGAUCAUUUGUACAGAAGAAUCAAAUUGGAUGGGAACCAAAGUGGUCGGCUGAUGAGAAACUCUUUGCAAUUCUCGUUAACAACAGGGUGUUGAUAUAUGAGGAUGUAAAACUUGAUCACUACACCCACUCUAUCCAAGCAGAGAAGUUACAGGCAUUCAGCAUAUCACCGAGUCUGGCACCAGCUUACUAUAUAUCAAUAUUUACUCUCGGUAAAGCUGGUCAACCAUCAUUUUGGCGAGUGUUCAAGUUCCCAAACUUUGAUCUGACUCAGUCGGUUGUCAGCAGAUCCUCGUUCCAAGCUGACAAAGCAACAUUUCACUGGAACAGAAGAGGCACCAAUGUGUUUGUUUUAACACAGACUGAUGUUGAUAAGACUGGUGGUUCAUAUUAUGGAAAACAAUCUCUGUCUUAUGGAGAUGUGAAGGGGAAUGGAGGAAACAUGACCUUCAGUAAAGAAGGUCCUAUCCACGCGAUAUCCUGGAAUCCUGGUAACUGGAACGAGUGGGUCGCUGUUUACGGACACGCCCCCGCUAAGGCGACCAUAUUUAACGCAAAAUGCGAGCCUCUCUUUGAAUUCGGCACAGGAGCCUGGAACGCCAUAUACUUCCCACCUGAAGGGAAUCUAGUCCUGUUAGGUGGUUUUGGUAACAUAGCCACGGGUCAUAUAUCAGUGUGGGAUGUCCGCGGAUAUAAGAAGCUCGGCGAGUGUAGCGCUCCAGAUACCACCAGCCUGGCGUGGGACCCUCGUGGAGAGUGCUUCCUCACAGCCACCACGUACCCCCGACUGACAGUCGGCAAUGGGUACAAAAUUUGGCAUUACACGGGAGCUCUCAUGCAUAAAAGAACAUGCGAAGACAAAGAGAAUCUUCUGUCAAUCAGCUGGCAACCAGGGAAUUAUCCGAAGAGUGAUCUCUCCAAAUCGGUGCCAAAGAGUAUAGAAGUUACACCGAAAGCCACAGCGGCGUACAGGCCACCAGGCGCUAGGAACAAACCCUCUACAUUCACCUUCCACGAACAUGAGAAGCCACAUAAACCUGGUCAGGUUGAAGCAACACCGUCAAAGCAAGCUAUAAAGCAGAAGGAAAAGCGUGAAGCUCGCAAGGCCCGUAAAGCUGAAGAGCGUGGGGACGCGGCGCCCACGAUCACGCCCACGACGCCCACUACUCCCAAAGCACCCUUCGUGUCUACUGGUGAUCCGGAAAAAGAUAAGAAAAUCAAAAAUCUUAACAAGAAACUAAGUGACAUUGAGAAAUUAAAACAACAAAAGGCGUCUGGAAAACAAUUGGAGCUCAAUCAACUGGCUAAGAUUGAAAACGAAGCAGCCUUGCUACAGGAACUGGCUCAACUAAAAUUAUGA
This is a messenger RNA of Danaus chrysippus (African queen), 1710 nucleotides long. NCBI's taxonomy places the organism in Eukaryota, Metazoa, Arthropoda, Insecta, Lepidoptera, Nymphalidae. The record is from the annotation of a GenBank genome assembly.